Molecule: messenger RNA, 1116 nt
Organism: Bacillus rossius redtenbacheri
Lineage: Eukaryota; Metazoa; Arthropoda; Insecta; Phasmatodea; Bacillidae
Product: innexin inx2-like
Exons: 2
Coding region: 1-1116 (371 amino acids)
Biological process (GO): phototransduction
Cellular component (GO): gap junction; plasma membrane
Molecular function (GO): gap junction channel activity
Source: RefSeq, a predicted model, not a curated record
AUGUUGGACGUCUUGAAAUCUAUGCGGGGUCUACUCAAAGUGCAGACGAUUAACAUCGAUAAUAAUGUCUUCUGCUUGCACUACAAAUUCACUACGCUUGUUCUGCUGUUCUGUGUGGUCAUCACGUCCAGGCAGUUCUUCAGAGAAUCCAUGGAGUGUUACCUCCCGGACUUGCCUGCCGUCUCUCUCAACACCUACUGCCUCAUCCACUCAACAUUUUUAGUCAAAGAUUCAGCAUCUGCUAAUGCGGCGCGCAAGAGUUUGCCGUAUCCUGGAAUGUCUCAACACACGGAGGAGGACAAGCUGAGGUUCUACGACUACUACCAGUGGGGCUUCAUCACAUUGUUCCUACAGGCGAUAUGCUUCUACUUGCCGCAUCAACUGUGGAAAGUGUGGGAAGGUGGAAGAAUGAAGAUGUUGGCGGUGAACCUCACUACUCCGGUUCUAAGCGAAGAAUGCAUCAAAAAGAGCACGGACUUAUUGAUCGAAUAUUGGGAGAAACAACUUCACUCACACAAUAGUUACUACUACAGAUUUUUGACGUGUGAACUUAUUAAUUUAAGUAACGUCGUAGGUCAAAUAUGCUUCAUGAAUGCUUUUCUUGGCGAGGAAUUCCAAUACUACGGUCUUAAUGUCAUCAUGUCUAACUGGAAGAAAGGAUUGCAACAAGAAAUAACAAACCCGACGCAGCGUCUGUUUCCUACUAUGACCAAGUGCUCUUACAAGAAAUUCGGCCCUAGCGGGUCCAUGGAAACCAGGGAUGGAAUGUGCAUCCUCGCACAAAAUGCCAUCAAUCAGAAAGUCUAUCUUCUCUUGUGGUUUUGGUUUCAUAUAUUGGCUAUUAUCAGUGCACUUUUUAUUGUAUAUCAUUUAUUUACGUUGGUUGCUCCUGGGAUCAGAUUGCGCCAGCUCCGGUCUGCAAGCAAUCUGAAUGGUGCUAAAGACAUUAAAGUAAUGCUGUAUGAACGUGACUUAAAAGAAACUGUUGACAUAAAGACGCAGAAACCUACAGGGGGAUGCGGCCGAUGGACGGCGGGAUGUGGGUGGACUCCAGGGCCAAUGACGGAGCGCUGUGCGGAACUGGUGAAGGGGGAUUGUAGAAGCUUGGUGGAGUAG